AAACAACUUUCAUAUACAUAUAUAUAUAUAUAUAUAUAUACAUUCCAAUGUCUGUCCCAAAAGUCCUUGUUGUUGGUUCCGGAGGAGUAGGUGCCAUUGCUGCCUUGUCCUUGCAUCUUAACAAAAAGUGUGAAGUUACCUUGGUUGUAAGAUCAGACUAUGAACAUGUUGUAAAUCAUGGUUAUGAAAUAGAUUCUGUCACUUAUGGUAAGUUUAUGAACUGGAAACCUACCCAUGUCAGUAAGAACGUACAUGACGCCUACCGUGACCAUGGUGAAUUUGAUUUUAUUGUGGUCACCACUAAGAAUAUUCCCGAUGGAGCAAUCACUUGUGAGGACAUUAUUCGUCCUGCUGUGACACCAAAGAGCACUACUAUAGUAUUAAUCCAAAACGGUAUUGAUAUUGAAACUCCGAUGCAUGAACAAUUCCCAGGAAAUGUGGUAUUGAGUGGGGUGUCGUUAAUUGGAUCCAGUAACAUCAACUGUAAGGUCAAUAAUCUGCAUAAAGACCAACUUACCCUUGGGGUAUUUGAAAACCCUGAUGACACUUCAGAUGAAUAUAUUGAACGUUCAACUGAAAAAUUGAAUCAAUUCUAUGAUCUUUAUCAAAAUGCUGAUGAAUCUAUCAAUAAAGUCACUAUCGAUAAGAAUGUUAAACGUUCGCGAUGGGAAAAACUUGUUUACAACUCUGUCUUAAACACAAUCACAGCCAUUGUAAACUUGGAUGUUAAUCGUUGUCAAAUUGCUGUACAAAACGAAGACCUUUUCCUUCCAGCUAUGGAUGAAAUUAUAGCCAUUGCAGCCAGUGAAGGUGUUGUAGUGGACAAAUCCCAGAAGGAUAAGUUCAUUCACAUAGGUGACGGUCUUUUUUACUCACCUUCCAUGUGUAUUGAUCAACGUAAGGGCCAAUUAAUGGAAUUAGAAAUCAUUUUAGGUAACCCUAUAAAGAUUGCUCGUAAGAAUAAUGUCCCUACCCCAAUAUUACUGGUCAUAUAUCACUUAUUACACAUGGUUCAAUUCCGUAUCAAGGAGAAGAAUGGGUUAAUCAAGAUUAACCAGGAUGACUUUAAGAACAUGAAAUCCGAUGACUAUCCAGCUCAUUUUGCCAAGAAGUAAUCUUUUAUUCCCUA
Messenger RNA from [Candida] anglica, 1129 nucleotides. NCBI's taxonomy places the organism in Eukaryota, Fungi, Ascomycota, Pichiomycetes, Serinales, Debaryomycetaceae. The record is from the annotation of a GenBank genome assembly.